CAGAAAUAUGAAGAAGCAGAGCAUUUUAUGAGGACACAGAUGACCGAAGCUUCGAAGUUGCGGCGGAAUCGGAUGAUUGACUCUCUGAUUCAAGGCCUGUGUAUCAACCGGAAAGACCCCGAGAAGGCUUUGUGACCCACGGAUUGAGAAGCAAGGUUUGGCAUUGGAUGUUGUUUUGUUUAGUUGUUGGAUUUGUGGUUAUAUUUCGGACGGGGUUCUGAUGGAGGUUUUCCUGAGUCUGCAUGUGAAGUGUAUUUGGUUAUGAGGAGGAAAGGGUCAGUUAUCACAAGCAAAACUUACUACACAAUUUUAAAAGGUCUAAUUGGUGGUGGGAAAGAUUCACUAACUCAGUCUUUCUCGAACAUCUCUCUGAAAGAAUAUGGCCUAGAAGAACCCAAGGUAAGCAGGAUUCUGGCUUACGACAUAUGUCUGAAGGGCGUUGAUGAUGCUCUCCGAUUUCUAGACAAAAUGAAGGACAAGCCUGCAACCGUCACUUUGCCUGUUACUCUUUUUAACACACUUAUAAAGAAUGGUAGAGUUUUGGAUGCAUAUAAACUUGUCAUGGUGGCUGGAGAUGGUCUAUCUAUUCUAGAUGCAUUUGAUUAUUCACUUAUAGUUGAUAGUCUUUGUAAAGUAGGAUAUAUCAAUGAGGCAUUAGAUCUGUGUAGUUUUGCUAAAAAUAAAUGGGUGACCCUUGAUAUCAUCAUUUAUAAUUCAGUUAUAAAUAGAUUAUGCCGCCAAGGCCACCUUGUUAAAGCAUUUCGGCUAUUUGAUUCAUUAGAGAGAAUUAAUUUGGUACCCACGGAAAUCACUUAUGCUACAUCGAUUGAUGCCUUACGUAUAGAGGGGUUUCUUCUGGAUGCCAAGCAGUUUUUUGAGAGGAUGGUUCUCAAGGGCUUUAAACCAAAUAUACAUGCAUACAACUCGAUUAUUGAUGGUUAUUGCAAAAUUGGAGAUAUGAAUGAUGCCUUGAAGGUUCUUUAUGAUUUGGACUUAAAAUCCCUCCAGCCUGAUGAAUUCACUGUUAGCAUUGUAAUCAAUGGCUUUUGUCUAAAGGGUGAUAUGGAAGGGGCAAUCAAAUUCUUUGUCGAGCUUAAAGGAAAAGGUACAUUACAUGAUUUUUUGGGUUUCUUGUAUUUACUAAGAGGUCUAUGCGCCAAGGGAAGGAUGGAAGAAGCUCGAACCAUCUUGAGAGAAAUGCUUCACUCCCAAUCUGUUGUUGAGCUAAUAAACAGAGUUGAUGUUGAGGUUGAGACAGAUUCUUUAGAAGGUUUUCUUGUUUCUUUGUGUGAACAAGGCCGUAUCGAAAAAGCACUUACUGUCCGUAAUGAAAUUGGGUGCAUGUUUUUCCCUGUUAGAGAUUCACCCCAUACUCACCAACAAUCUCAUAAACUAGACAAGCCUUGUGACAGGGAGGCUUCUGGUACAGUUGUUUCAACUUCUGUAACCUACACUGAUGCAGAGUUGGAUAGUCAGCUUUCUGAAAUGAAGAAAGUAGAGAAGGUGGCUGAAAAUUAUGAUGGCAUGGAGAGAAGGUCUCAGUUUAAUGACUUUGACUAUUGCUAUAAACAAAUUGCUAUACUCUGUUCAAGUGGGGAGAUACAAAAGGCUAGCCAGUUAGCAAAGGGGAUGGUUCCCAAUUUUGGCAGGGCCACUUGGUAUAAUUGAAAAAUCUGGCUAAAAUGGUGUUGUAACUUCCUUCCCCUUCAAUAAGGGACCAAUGAAAGCAGUUACAGAGACUAUGCCCUAAGUAUAAGUUUUGGCUGCAACAGAAUACUGUCAAACUAAACAGUAUCAGCUGGUGGAACUUAAAACCGAUGGUUGUUUUGAAAAGGUUUUGUGCCAUAUAAACUUUUUCGUUGCUUUGGCAUCAUGAAGAUGAAAGAAACCUGCUGCACAGUGUGGCGUUCAACCUUAAGUCGCCCUUGCUGCCGUCAAAGUAUAUGAUGGAAAAACUGGAUGGUUAUUUGUGCCCCAGAUUCCUCUGCUAUAAGUAUUUUUCGUUUCCAUAAUUAUAGAGGAGAGCUGCAGCGUGACACCAGAUUAUCAAACAUUUCUCUCUUCCAAGGGACUUGCCACAACCCGGUGAUACUAGUUCGAUUUAGUAUUAUCCGAACUUGUAUGAAAUCCAGUGUUACUCAACAAAUGAGGUCUGGUGAAACAUGUUGUCAACCUGCUUUAUAACAGAAGAGAAAGUUCCAUUAAAGCAGCCUUAAGAAAACGGUGUUUGUAGAACGAUGCACGUUGUCAAUCAGGUUCAGGGAUGCAGAUAUUGAUUUGUUUCAUCACCUCCGGAUGAUUUGGGCUUGGUUAACAUUUGGUUUGAAA
Messenger RNA from Pyrus x bretschneideri (Chinese white pear), 2328 nucleotides. RefSeq names its product pentatricopeptide repeat-containing protein At5g57250, mitochondrial-like. The record is from RefSeq and is a predicted model, not a curated record. NCBI's taxonomy places the organism in Eukaryota, Viridiplantae, Streptophyta, Magnoliopsida, Rosales, Rosaceae. Gene Ontology annotation, molecular function: protein binding. The transcript is spliced from 6 exons. The coding region runs from base 262 to 1668 and encodes 468 amino acids.